AAAUAGAUAACGAACAAAAUUCGGAUUCAGCUACGUUCUUGUUUGCCACAAAUAUACGGGAAUUACAUGAUUUAUUGCGCAUUUCCACACGCACACAUGUACGCGCUCCUCACGUCAGUCGACUAAUCAAUCACUCAAUCGAGACACACGCACACACACACACACACACCCGCCCAUUUCGGUUCUACAUCAAUUCAGUUUGUGAUUGUCGCUUGAGGAGAGCAUAACGCCGGUCGUCUGACUCGCCAGGUGGUGGAAAUAAGUUAAUACAUAUAUAUGCACGUCCAGAUCCAGAGCAACUACAACAAUCGGUGGGAGCAUGUGAGGUGUUUGCCAACACUGCACGCUCCAAGUGGCAACUCUGGCGAACUGUAAACAACAACAGCUGCUUGACUCGAAACAACAAAAAAGAUGGCAACUGCUCUUCCAGAUCGCUUUAGUGCGGGCAAACGGCAGUUCUGGCGCGAGUUUCUGGCCCUAUAUCAGGGCAUGCCGGAGCUGUGGGACGUCCACCAUGUCAAUUAUAGAAACAAGGAGCUGCGGAACCGAGCCUACGAGCUGCUGGAGAGGAAACUACGCGAGAUCCAGCCGAAUGCCACGCGCACCGAAGUGGGGAGGCGCAUCAACAUAUUCCGUACCAAUUACAGACGCGAGCAGAUGCGAAUCCUCAAGCAAAAGGAGCUGGGUCUGCACUCCGACCUCUGCAAACCGACUCUCUGGUUCUACGACUACAUGGGUUUCCUCCUGACCCAGGAGACCUUCCAGCACAGGACCCGAAAAGGUCGUGGCGGCAGACAAAAGCCCGAGUUUGGCAGGGAAAAGAACGACAAAUACAACUCGAAGAACACAGAUCUCAACACGGACAGCGUUUGUGAUUGGCCGACGAGAGAUGACAACGCUUUCAACUACCAGUCCGAACCCACGGCGCCACAAUCCGAAGAGGGUUCCCUGCUGAGUCCAAAAGUGGAGAUCAUAGAGCCGGAAGAAGGGCACUGUGAUGUCAAACAGGAAACGUGUUUGGAAACUUCAUUGGACCCGAAGGAACCCACAUCCUCGAUCCAAACAGAUCCCGAAAAUGAGCGAGGAACUGCACCCAUGAAACUCAGCGAGUCCUCCGAAGCACUGGCCAGAUCCUGGGCCAUCCAGUACGAGGAAAUGUCGCCCACGCAACGGAUUCUGGCCCGAAAGGCCAUCGCGGACAUCCUGUUCGAGGGAUGCAUGGGCAACCUGCGAAUAAACCGUGGUGAACAGCAGAGCACCGUGGGAAAUCACUUCUGAAUUCUAUAUUAACACUACCAAGUCAUUGGAUAUUCCUGCAUUUGUUACUCUACGACAUUUGAAGCAUUUCAUAUAACUAUCACAAUUGAAGUUUUCGAAAACUCAGAACUAAGCACUAAAGGCUCUAAAGAGAGUUCGAAACCACUCAGGCCAUAAUAACGAUGAAGGAGGCAUUGCAAACUAGAGGGUAAUAUAGGUACAACAAAUACAUUUAAGAUUUAAAAGUGAAUACAGCUUAAAUAUAUCAACCAAACAGAAUUAAUAUGUUUCUGUACAAAAGA
Molecule: messenger RNA, 1559 nt
Organism: Drosophila santomea
Lineage: Eukaryota; Metazoa; Arthropoda; Insecta; Diptera; Drosophilidae
Exons: 3
Coding region: 412-1278 (288 amino acids)
Source: RefSeq, a predicted model, not a curated record